Molecule: messenger RNA, 2514 nt
Organism: Vitis vinifera (wine grape)
Lineage: Eukaryota; Viridiplantae; Streptophyta; Magnoliopsida; Vitales; Vitaceae
Product: probable LRR receptor-like serine/threonine-protein kinase At5g10290
Exons: 12
Coding region: 315-2225 (636 amino acids)
Biological process (GO): protein phosphorylation
Molecular function (GO): protein kinase activity; ATP binding; protein binding
Source: RefSeq, a predicted model, not a curated record
CAUGUUCUUUCUUUUGGAUUCCAUCCCAAUUUCACAACUCUACUCAACCCUCUCUACUUCCCCAACCCUCCCUUUUCUUCCUUCCUUUCCCCAUCUAAUCCCAAAGGUACGUCUUCUUCACAUCCUCCUUGAUUUCUGUUAUUCCCUUUCAUCUUUUUGGCCUGUUGAUUUUCUGCUUUGCUUUAUGUGUAAGCUCUGUCUGGUAGCUGUGGAAGUGUGGCAAAACGGAAGAAUCCUUUCAAUCUUGAAAGCAUCUUCUUUCCCCUUUGUUGGGGGUUUACAACUUAUGGAGUUGGUUUGAGUUAUCUAUAUCUAUGUUGAAUUACAGGAUGGAAGUCUUAUCUUGUGCUCAGUGGGGACCAUGUGUUUCAUUGCAUUGGUCACUGGGAAUGAUGCCAUUGAAGAUGGAAUUUGUCCUUGCAGCCCUGAUAUUAUCUUGUUUUCAUUCUUUUGUACUGUCUGAUUCGCAAGGAGAUGCACUCUAUGCAUUAAAGAAUUCAUUGAAUGCUUCCAGCAAACAGCUCAUGGACUGGCACCCAAAUGAAGUUGACCCAUGUAGUUGGUCCAAUGUUGUUUGUGACUCCAGUAAUAAUGUCAUUUCUGUAACGUUGUCAUUCAUGCAACUGUCUGGAACAUUGUCCCCCAAAAUUGGAAUUCUGAACACUCUUUCAACACUUACAUUGGAAGGAAAUGGCAUAAUUGGUGAGAUACCAGAAGAGUUGGGAAAUUUGUCAAAUCUGACAAACUUAAAUUUGGGAAAUAACAGAUUAACGGGUGAAAUACCAUCUAGCCUUGGUAAUCUUAAGAAGCUACGGUUUUUGAUUUUGAAUCAAAACAAUCUCACUGGGACUAUCCCUGAGUCACUCUCAAGUCUUCUUCCAAGCUUGAUCAGUCUUCAGCUGGCAUCAAAUGAUCUCAGUAGUCAAAUACCCGAGGAUUUAUUUCAAGUGCCGAAGCACAAUUUUACAGGUAAUGGCCUGAAUUGUGGCAGAAAUUUUCCACACCUUUGUGCAUCUGAUAAUGAUUCAGGUGGUUCUCACAAACCGAAAAUUGGACUGAUAGUUGGAAUUGUUGGAGGACUCAUAGGUCUUCUUCUUUUUGCAACUGUGCUGUUUUUUCUGUGGAAGGGUUCAUGCAGAGGCUACAAGCGGGAAGUUUAUGUAGAUGUUGCAGGUGAAGUUGACAGAAGAAUUGAAUUUGGCCAAUUGACAAGAUUUGCAUGGAGGGAGUUAAUAACAGCUACAGAAAAUUUUAGUGAGAAAAAUGUUCUUGGAAAGGGAGGCUUUGGGAAAGUUUAUAAGGGAGUGCUUAGAGAUAACACCAAGGUUGCUGUGAAACGAUUAACAGAUUAUGAAAGUCCUGGUGGAGAUGCAGCUUUCCAGCGUGAGGUGGAGAUGAUAAGUGUAGCUGUUCACAGGAAUCUAUUACGGCUGAUUGGAUUUUGCACAACACCAACAGAACGGAUUUUGGUGUAUCCCUUUAUGCAGAACCUAAGUGUGGCGUCUCGCCUUCGGGAGGUUAAACCUGGGGAGCCAGUUUUAGAUUGGCCUACAAGAAAACGGGUGGCUUUAGGCACAGCACGUGGACUAGAAUACCUGCAUGAACAUUGCAAUCCCAAGAUUAUUCAUCGGGAUGUUAAGGCUGCUAACGUAUUACUGGAUGAAGAUUUUGAAGCUGUUGUUGGGGACUUUGGCUUGGCAAAGUUGGUGGACGUGAGAAUUACCAGCGUGACAACUCAAGUUCGGGGAACGAUGGGCCACAUAGCACCUGAGUACUUGUCCACUGGGAAGUCAUCAGAGAGGACAGAUGUUUUUGGUUAUGGGAUUAUGCUGCUGGAACUUGUAACGGGUCAACCAGCAGUUGACUUUUCACGCUUAGAAGGAGAAGAUGAUAUCUUGCUGCUUGACCAUGUCAAGAAGCUUGAAAGGGAGAAAAGACUAGCUGUUAUUGUAGAUCGCAACCUAAAUCGGAACUAUGACAUCCAAGAAGUGGAGAUGAUGAUCCAAGUUGCAUUGCUCUGUACACAACCAUCACCAGGCGAUCGUCCAGCAAUGUCAGAGGUGGUUCGGAUGCUUGAAGGAGAGGGGCUGGCUGAGAGAUGGGAAGAAUGGCAGCAUGUGGAAGUUAGUCGUCGACAGGAGUAUGAGCGGCUGCAAAGAAGAUUUGACUGUGGGGAAGAUUCACUCUAUCACCAUGAUGCUAUUGAAUUGUCUGGUGGAAGAUGAGGUAAUGGAUGAAUCCAAUCUCAUUCCCCUUACUUCAAAGCCAUAUAAUUUUCUUUCAGUAGGUUAGCUUCGUCUCCUUCCAAUUGUAUUUUAUUUAAAAAAUUACAGGAAAAAGAACCAUGCCUUGAAUAUUUUUGGAUGGAUUUCUGGUUCCAGCUUUUCUCCUUCGCUAAAUUUUAUUUGGAAUUCUCAUGUGUGUGUUUGAGCAAUACUCAAACAAUCCAAGGCCUUGUAUUUUGUAUUAUGAAGCUUUUUCUCUAUGUUAAUAUUGAAUAGUGCCUUUUGAAUC